UUUCGGGUAAAUGAGUUUGGAGCCCUGGAAGUUAUCACGGAUGAGAGUGAGAUGGAAAGUGUUAAAAAAGCAACUGCCACCACGACUUGGAUGGUACCGACUGCUCAAGAGGCCCCGACCUCUCCCCCGAGCUCCAGGCCCGUAUUUCCACCUGCCUACUGGACAUCUCCACCCGGAUGUCCCACAGUCUUUUCGGAGAAGACGGGGAUGCCUUUCAGGUUGAAGGAUCCAGUAAAAGUGGAGGGGCUUCAGUUCUGUGAGAACUGUUGUCAGUAUGGCAACGUAGAUGAGUGUCUUUCUGGAGGGAACUAUUGCAGCCAGAACUGUGCUCGGCAUAUCAAAGACAAAGAUCAGAAGGAAGAAAGAGACAUAGGUGAAGACAAUGAGGAAGAAGAUACUAAAUGCAGUCGGAAGAAAAAACCAAAAUUAUCUCUGAAAGCUGAUGCCAAGGAGGAUGGAGAAGAGAGAGAUGAUGAAAUGGAGAACAAACAAGAUGGAAGAAUCCUGAGGGGUUCGCAGAGAGCCCGAAGGAAAAGACGAGGCGAUCCGGCUGUACUAAAACAGGGUUUGCCUCCUAAAGGAAAGAAAGCCUGGUGCUGGGCAUCCUACCUGGAGGAGGAGAAAGCCGUGGCAGUGCCGGCAAAGCUGUUCAAGGAGUGUCAGUCCUUUCCAUAUAACAAAAAUGGAUUCAAAGUUGGUAUGAAGCUAGAAGGCGUGGACCCCGAGCAUCAGUCCGUGUACUGCGUCCUCACUGUGGCCGAGGUUUGUGGAUACCGGAUAAAGCUUCACUUUGAUGGCUAUUCUGAUUGCUACGACUUCUGGGUAAAUGCAGACGCUCUGGACAUUCACCCAGUUGGGUGGUGUGAGAAAACUGGCCAUAAACUCCACCCUCCAAAAGGGUAUAAAGAAGAAGAAUUUAAUUGGCAGACUUAUCUGAAGACGUGUAAAGCUCAAGCAGCUCCCAAGUCAUUAUUUGAGAAUCAGAAUAUAACAGUGAUCCCAUCAGGCUUUCGGGUUGGUAUGAAGCUUGAGGCUGUAGACAAAAAGAAUCCUGCAUUCAUCUGUGUUGCUACAGUAACAGAUAUGGUGGACAACCGUUUCCUGGUACAUUUUGACAACUGGGAUGAGAGCUAUGACUAUUGGUGCGAAGCGUCUAGUCCACACAUCCAUCCGGUUGGCUGGUGCAAGGAACAUAGAAGAAUCCUUAUUACUCCACCAGGUUAUCCAAAUGUGAAACAUUUUUCUUGGGAUAAAUACUUAGAAGAAACCAAUUCUUUACCUGCUCCUGCAAGAGCUUUUAAAGUGAAACCUCCACAUGGAUUUCAGAAAAAGAUGAAGCUUGAGGUUGUAGAUAAAAGAAACCCCAUGUUUAUUAGAGUAGCCACUGUUGCAGACACGGAUGAUCACCGAAUAAAAGUUCACUUUGAUGGCUGGAAUAGUUGCUAUGACUACUGGAUAGACGCAGAUUCUCCUGAUAUUCACCCUGUGGGCUGGUGUUCAAAAACAGGACAUCCUCUUCAGCCUCCUUUGAGCCCUGUGGAAUUAAUGGAGGCUUCAGAACACGGUGGAUGCUCAACCCCAGGUUGUAAAGGGAUUGGCCAUUUUAAGAGAGCAAGACAUCUGGGCCCUCACAGUGCUGCCAACUGUCCCUACUCAGAAAUCAAUUUGAAUAAAGACCGUAUUUUCCCAGACCGCUUAAGUGGUGAGAUGCCUCCGGCAAGUCCAUCAUUUCCAAGAAAUAAAAGAACAGACACAAACGAAAGCUCCUCAUCUCCAGAAAUCAGCCGAGGUCCAGAGAGACCCCGUGGGAAGCAUGCUGGCAAGACAGGUGGACUCCAGGCCUGUGUGUGCUGCUACAGCGGCCCCAGCCCAUCAUCUCCUCGCCUGUUCCAGGUGCCAGACAGUCCCGAAAGUGAACAAUGUGCUGGUGUUCUUUUUGAUCCAGAAGCUGAU
Molecule: messenger RNA, 1953 nt
Organism: Carlito syrichta (Philippine tarsier)
Lineage: Eukaryota; Metazoa; Chordata; Mammalia; Primates; Tarsiidae
Product: lethal(3)malignant brain tumor-like protein 3
Exons: 17
Biological process (GO): regulation of DNA-templated transcription
Cellular component (GO): nucleus
Molecular function (GO): zinc ion binding
Source: RefSeq, a predicted model, not a curated record